CUCGACCAAACAACGCGAUGGCGGACGACGAGGUGUACCAUGAUGACGAUUACGAUGGCGAGUACGACGACGAAGUUGAGGAGGUGGAGGACAUGGUUGACGAUAUGCCGAUGCACAUCACUGGGCGUAUCUACCUCGGCUCUAUCGACGCGGCGAUGAAUGCCUCGGGACUGAAGGCCAAGAACAUUACGAUGGUGCUCACGCUGUUGAGCGUGUACGAUACGACCAGCUUGCCACUGGAUCAGGUCCAGCACCACGUUCGAGUGGAUCUAGAAGACGACCUUGAUGCUCCACUCUUUAGCCAACUUCCAUUCUUGGUGGACUGCAUCAACCAGUUCUUUGCCAAUAACGACCAAGGCAACAUCCUCGUGCAUUGCAUUGCAGGCGUGUCGCGGUCUGCUUCUGCUGUCGCUGCUUACCUCAUGGCCACGAACGACAUCGACGUCACCGACGCCUUGAACCGCAUCAGGUUGAGUCGGCCGUGGGUGGAUCCAAAUCCACACUUUCGUCAAGACCUGGCGUUGUUCCACAGCGUCCUGUCGCACUCCUCCGUGGCCAGUGCUGACCUGGCGUCGCGGUCGUUGCCGCAACUCCACUUCCACUCGUCGUUUGUGCAUCCCAUCUCUGUGGACCAAACCAAAACCCUCACCAUCCGCUUGGAGUCUGAUCCUAAGCACGACGACGCUACGUCCCUUCUCGCCGCGUCCAUGUUUCCUUUCUCGACGGUAGUCGCCGUCACCGACGCCACCAACACCCCGUUUGCGUAUCUGUUCGUCACAGCCAUCGAACACAUCAACAUCCAAGACUUGACCUUGGACCAUGCCAACGGCGAAGGCCUUCCGACCCUCGCCGACCUCCACGCCACGCUGCACCGCUUUUACACCCCCGACCAACUCGAACCUGGCACACGGUGCCUCGUUCUGCACUUUCGACUUGUCGCUGCUGCGGUCGGUCAAGGUGCAUCCAUCUAGUUCGGACGAUCUCAUGGCAAUGCUACGGUGACCAGGCAGUCGAUGUAGCGUAGUAGUGCAGUACAGUGAGUGGUACAGGCGCACGAUUACUUGGUUACUUGUAUUGCCCUUUGACCCAAAAUUUGGACUUUUGUGCUGAAUCGUCAAUUCUAUCGAUCGAUU
Messenger RNA from Aphanomyces astaci, 1133 nucleotides. RefSeq lists its product as hypothetical. Gene Ontology annotation, cellular component: cytoplasm. Gene Ontology annotation, biological process: regulation of MAP kinase activity; protein dephosphorylation. Lineage: Eukaryota; Oomycota; Saprolegniomycetes; Saprolegniales; Verrucalvaceae. Gene Ontology annotation, molecular function: JUN kinase phosphatase activity. The transcript has 3 exons. The coding region runs from base 18 to 971 and encodes 317 amino acids. The record is from RefSeq and is a predicted model, not a curated record.